CGCCCGGGGAUACCGCCCCCUCGUCGGCUCCGCCCCGGGCACGUCACAUGAGCCGGGCCGGGGACGGCUGGCGCGGGUAUGUUGGAGAACCAGAGAACUCUACUGAACAGAGCUGCUGAGGAGACUGUCUUCUCCCGGUCACCAUGUCCCCUGAGACCGCUGCAGGGGAUUCUAGCGGUGCCCUGACAGACCCAGCGGAGCCUGGAGCGUGUUACACACUGGCCUGAAUCCCCAAGAAAGCUGCUAUGGCAGAGCGGGACCGAGAGGCCCCCGUGCGGUGCUGUUCCUACCACACAGUGCAGAGGUGGUUCCCUGUCCUCAGGUGGCUGCCCCAGUAUUCUCUGGGGUGGCUGCAGCUCGAUCUCCUCGCUGGCGUGACCGUGGGCCUGACGGUCGUGCCGCAAGCGCUGGCCUAUGCCGAGGUGGCCGGCCUGCCAGUUCAGUACGGUCUCUAUUCCUCCUUCAUGGGCUGCUUUGUCUACUGCCUGCUGGGGACCGCAAAAGACGUGACGCUGGGUCCAACGGCCAUUAUGUCGCUGCUGGUCUCUUCCUAUGCGUUCCAUGACCCUGCCUAUGCCAUCCUGCUGACCUUCCUGUCAGGCUGUAUCCAGCUAGCCAUGGGUCUCCUGCACCUCGGUUUCCUACUGGACUUCGUUUCCUGCCCCGUCAUUAAAGGGUUUACCUCGGCCGCUUCGGUCACCAUUAGCUUCAACCAGGUCAAGAACAUCCUGGGGCUGCACAACGUUCCACGACAGUUUUUCCUGCAGGUGUAUCACACCUUCCAAAGAAUCGGGGAGACCAGGGCCGGGGAUGCUCUCUUGGGGCUGGUCUGCCUGGCCGUGCUUGUGGGGCUCAGGGCGAUGAAAGGCCACAUCCCCAGGAUCCAUCGGGUGGAGCUGUUGUCCGUCAGGAUCAGUCGUCUUAUCGUCUGGGCCACAGCAACAGCUCGCAAUGCACUCGUGGUCCUGUUUGCUGGCCUGGUCGCCUACUCCUUCCAGGUGAUGGGCUCCCAGCCGUUCACCCUCACUGGGGAGACGCCCCGGGGGCUCCCUCCCUUCCAGCUGCCACCUUUCUCCAAGGCCGAAGCCAACAGCACUGUGCCAUUCAGCGAGAUGGUGCAGGACCUGGGAGCUGGACUGGCUGUGGUGCCGCUCAUGGGCUUGCUGGAGACGGUCGCUAUUGCCAAGGCCUUCGCCUCGCAGAACAAUUACAGAAUUGACCCCAAUCAGGAGCUGCUGGCGAUGGGCCUCACCAACCUCCUGGGCUCCUUCGUCUCCUCCUACCCUGUCACCGGCAGCUUUGGGCGGACAGCGGUGAAUGCACAGACGGGCGUGUGCACCCCAGCAGGGGGGCUGAUAACAGGGACCCUGGUCCUGCUCUCCCUGGCCUACCUGACUUCGCUCUUCUAUUACAUUCCCAAAGCGGCUCUGGCUGCUGUGAUCAUUUGCGCCGUGGCCCCGAUGUUUGACGCCAGGAUCUUCAGAACACUGUGGCGGGUUAAAAGGCUGGACCUUGUGCCGCUGUGUGUGACGUUCCUGCUGUGCUUCUGGGAGGUUCAGUACGGCAUCGUGGCCGGCAUUCUGGUCUCUGGCGUUCUCCUGCUCUACACCAUUGCCAGGCCCAGGAUCAAGCUUUCAGAGCACGGGGUGCUUCUCAUGCAGCCUGCGAGCGGUCUGCAUUUCCCCGCUGUUGAGUCCCUCCGAGAUGCCAUGCACAGAUGGGCUCUGGCAGUGUCUCCGCCACGCUGCGUCAUCCUGGACUGCACCCACGUCAGCAGCCUGGAUUAUACCGUGGUGAUGGGGUUGGCAGACCUGCUGCGGGAGUUCCAGAAAAGGGGCGUCACCCUGACCUUCUCUGGCUUGCAGGGCCACGUUCUCCAAGUCUUGCUGUCUGCAGAUCUGGAGGGAUUCCAACAUUUCCCCAGCGUGGAGGAGGCGGAGAAGGGCCACAGCGCAGAGCUGGAUGGCAGGUGCCGCGUCCUGCUUCACGGCGCCAGCGGGAACAUGCUGCCAGAGUCCGGGCUUAUCCAGUGAGGAUCAGCAGCCUCUGCCCGUUUGCCCGCCCAGGUGGCGGAGGGUCUCCUUGCCUGGGACUGGCACCUCCUGGAUGCUCUGGACACGUGCCACCCCCUCACCCCUGCCCUGGGUAGUUCCGAGUGCACUUUAGGGUAAUACAGCUGUGGUGAUGCUAUCUGGGGAGGGGACGAACACCUGGUCUCGCCCCUUUGGGCUUGUUUCUCCAUUGCUGUGUCCCGGGGAGCACUGAGCCAUCUGUCAUUGUAAGAGCUGGUUGCUAGCUGGUGGUGGGAAGCUUACUGUUUCCGGGGAUAGCACUGCCCCCCCAGGGGAAGGGGACAUUGCCUUCCAGGGCCCCUUGUACCCUCCUUGGUUUAUGUUUCCACUGAAUCGCCCUGGCUUUUGGGGAAGGUGGUGGUGGCAGCGGGAUGGGGUGGAGGGUAUCUGAAUAUCAGGGGACAAUCGGAGCAGGGACGGGCAAUGGAGAAUCCAGCCAAGCCCUCGACGGUCUAUGCAGGCUGCCUGGAGAGUACAGGCAUUACAGAUGCUGGGCCAGAUUGAGACCUGUCGAGUGUGCCUGGGCUCUCUGGCCAGAGCUGAUCUCGGGGGCUUAGUGAGGGCUCUAGCACUUUAGUGACAUUAUGGACAAGGGAAUGAUAGUCCAGAAAGGGAAUUAUGGGGUGACAUGGUCUGCAAAGGGGUGGAGGGAACGCAGCAGUGUCUGGGUGGGAGAACUGGGCUUUGGAGGAGGUGCUUGGGGGGGCACCAGGACUCAGAUUCCUCAGUUUAAAGUUUCAGAGUAACAGCCGUGUUAGUCUGUAUCCGCAAAAAGAAGAACAGGAGUACUUGUGGCACCUUAGAGACUAAUAAAUUUGUUAGUCUCUAAGGUGCCACAAGUACUCCUGUUCUUCAGUUUAAAGGUAGUUUUUAGCUGUUACCAGCAAUAGGAAACAAACUGCCCCCUCCCCACCCCCAUGCACUGCACCCUCUGCAGUGCUCAUCACACCUCCUGGCUGAUAUCACACUCCCACACCACCCUGGUUCCAGACACAACUCCGCACAUUCCCGAGUCCACAGGCAUUUCACACCGGAUCGCCCCAAGGUCUGUCCAGACGAGCAUCCCGGCUCCAGCAGUGGCCAGUACCAGAUGCUUCAGAGGAAGGUGUGAGAAAUCCUGCAGUAGGAAGAUGUGGGAUAAUCUGCCUCCCUUUGAAAAUCUCCUGACUCCCGCUGGAGGUUGGCUGGUGGAGGUUCUCUUCCCAAACUCUGCUUUUAGUAUUUAUUAUUACAACCCUGCAUCUUCUUGUUGUUCAUAUCAAUGUCCAAUGCCCCUUUGACUUACAGCCUUUCCCUAUUAAUGCAGUUUCAAGGAUACAGUAGCUGUCCUCUGUGACCAAGGACAAGUCUCUCAGCUCUAGGAAUCGGGGUGAUACCUGUUCAUGCCACUGGGAGAGGGAGAGUUUUGAGAAUUUCAUUUGUAACCUAAAAAAGAAUAGGAGUACUUGUGGCACCUUCGAGACUAAC
This is a messenger RNA of Malaclemys terrapin pileata, 3539 nucleotides long. It is a transcript of the gene SLC26A11, whose product is annotated as solute carrier family 26 member 11. The record is from RefSeq and is a predicted model, not a curated record. The coding region runs from base 246 to 2033 and encodes 595 amino acids. Gene Ontology annotation, molecular function: sulfate transmembrane transporter activity. Lineage: Eukaryota; Metazoa; Chordata; Testudines; Emydidae. Gene Ontology annotation, biological process: transmembrane transport. Gene Ontology annotation, cellular component: membrane. The transcript has 17 exons.